Molecule: messenger RNA, 9173 nt
Organism: Lingula anatina
Lineage: Eukaryota; Metazoa; Brachiopoda; Lingulata; Lingulida; Lingulidae
Product: E3 ubiquitin-protein ligase TRIP12
Biological process (GO): protein polyubiquitination; proteasome-mediated ubiquitin-dependent protein catabolic process; DNA damage response
Cellular component (GO): nuclear speck
Molecular function (GO): ubiquitin protein ligase activity; zinc ion binding
Source: RefSeq, a predicted model, not a curated record
UAUAGGUGUGUCGGGUGAAAUUAUCCCAUACAUGUUUACUGUUUGCUGUCUAUUUUAUUAAUACCAGGCACCGUGACAUGCAGGUUUUGCAAUCAUUACUGCAAAGAAAAGGAGUUCCCCGUGUAUACAUUAAGUUUCUGAUUAUUCAGGAAGUUUUGAUUUAUGGAUGCUUUAUACAUUCUUUUUUUUCCCUUGAAGUCUAAAUUAGCUGGAUUCAAAAAGUUGGAGACACUUCUAGGAAGGAAUGAUGGCCACAUACCAUAUUGUGUAUGGAUGUCUUCACCAGUUAGAUCUACGGGCAAAGCCACCAAGGCCGAUUUUAACUCUUUUAACCUAGCAUUAGAAAAAGGUUCGUCAGUCAAGCAGAACUUGCCUGGGAAGAAGACAUUGAAGAGGAAAGGCAGCACACAGGUAGAAGAGGCUGCCCUGACCAGGCACAAAAUAAAGAAAGGUUCAACUGAGGACCUCAGUACUGUUCCAAACCAGCAGAAGUCAGCCUGCAAUCUAAGUUCAGACAGUAAGGCUGCUGUUAAUAAGGGGAAACCCAAACUGAACACUAGCAAUAGCGGUUUUACGUACACUACACAAGCUAUAGUGUCGGAGGCUGAGCUUACAAACGGAUUAUCGAUCAAAGGAAAAGCCUUAGCUUCGGGAAGAACAGUCAGAAAAUCCUCGACGCGAUCUAGAAAUAGUUCUUUUUCUGACAAGUCCGACAGUUUUGCUGUGAGGGCUGAAAACCUUAACGACUUAUCUCAACUCCAACCCGCCAAGAGACAAACUCGCUUCAGCUCGGGAUCAUCAAGUGCUAGUUCAGUGUUUGGAAAUUUUGGAGGAGGAGGAGGGGGAGGAAGAACAGGUCGAAGGUCGUGUUCUAGUGCCAGUGAAAGUUCCAACUUUGGUGCAGGACAGAGUCAAAGCCAGGCUUCUUUGGGGUCUUCAUCCUCAGGCAGGGCACUGAGAUCUAAUCCCUCAGCCACCCUCAGUGAAGGCCUGCCUCCUCUUAGGAGGAGCACACGUAAUACAAAGAACACUCAGAGUAGUGGUCAGAAAGCACUGGGCAGUAGUGACUCCCCAGCUCUAACACCAAAGGAUAUCCCAUUGCCUGCAACUGGGGUGGACAGCUUAUUGAACCCAGGGAAGGCUAGUAAUAGGAAGAGACAAGCAUCGGGGGCAUUGUCACAGGAGCUGCACUCAGCAACUGCGAGUGCCGAGUCUGUGAACAGAAGUAGCAACAGUUGCAGUAAAAGUGCUUUGUCAACAACGACUGCAUCGUCAGCGGUUCAAAGGAAAAGUAAAAACGAGCCCUCAGCAGAGAAAAGGCCCAAAAUUGACAAUAAGAAGCACCAGAAAAGCAACAACCCCAGCACAUCUAAACAGAGAUCAGGAAGUAAGAGCCCUACUAGGAAGAAUAGUUCACAGAAGGGGGUUAGUGUUUGUCCAACUAGGAAGAAGAAAAACAUCAGUUCUAAGAACUCCAAUACUGAUAAUAAGAACAGCAGUGGGACUAAUUCCACGGCUUUUAAAGCUGCCAGAGGCAGUAAUAAAGGACUUGCUGCAGGAGAGAAGAAAAACAAACUACAGAAGUCCCCGUCCAAGCUUCCCAGCUUGAGGCGGAGCACACGCACUAAAAAGACGGGUUCGUGUGCCAGUAGCAAUAAUCGACGUUCCUCGUCAGUGACCAAGCGAGAGGGAGCCACCGGUGCACCAACCAGCAGUACUGGUCAAGGUGGAAGUGGAGGGACGUCGAAACCACAGACAGCAAUGGCCGACCAGAAUGGGGAAUCAUCAGGAACAGCCCCCCUGGGUCCUACAGAUGAGGCUGCACCAGGGGCAUCAGGAUUGCAGGCCUCCAGUUCUGCCCUGGGAGCCUCAGCAAUGGCCACAUCAGAGAGUGAGUCAGAGGAGGCAGACAUGGGCAGGCUGCAGGCCCUGCUGGAGGCCAGGGGGCUGCCCCCUCACUUGUUUGGUGCUCUAGGCUCCAGAAUGCACCAGCUGCUACACCGCUCCAUGAGUGGAGGAACAAUCACCAAAGCCCAGCAUUUGCUGCAGGGACUACAAGCCGUGGGAGAUGAAGGACAACAGUUAACUGCUGCCAUAGAAAUGUGUCAGUUACUGGUGAUGGGCAAUGAAGACACCCUGGCUGGCUUCCCUGUCAAACAAGUGGUCCCGGCCCUGAUCACCUUACUGCAGAUGGACCACAACUUUGACAUCAUGAACAAUUCCUGCCGUGCUCUCACAUACAUGAUGGAGGCACUGCCACGCUCCUCUGCGGUGGUGGUGGAUGCAGUGCCGGUCUUCCUGGAGAAGCUGCAGGUCAUUCAGUGCAUGGACGUGGCAGAGCAGGCGCUCACGGCCCUGGAGAUGUUGUCAAGGAGGCACAGCAAGAGUAUUCUGCAGGCGGGAGGAAUAGCUGCCUGCCUGAUGUUCUUGGACUUCUUCUCCAUCACAGCACAGAGGUGUGCACUGGCCAUCACUGCCAACUGCUGCCAGAACAUGAACUCUGAUGAAUUCCACUAUGUUAGGGAUUCUCUGCCCCUGCUCAGUGGCAGGCUGAGUCAUCAUGACAAGAAGUCAGUGGAGAGUGUGUGCCUGUGCUUUAGUCGCCUGGUGGAUAACUUCCAGACAGAUGAGAGGAUACUUAAAGAAAUAUCAGCACAUGGACUGCUGACUAACAUACUACAGCUGUUGGUGGUCACUCCCCCAGUGGUGAACACAGGGACAUUUGUGACAGUGCUGAGGAUGCUGGCAGUGAUGUGUGCCUCCUGCCCUGACCUGGCCGUGGUCUUGCUCAAAUCUAAUAUUGCUGAUACCUUAUGUUACUUACUGGUGGGCACUUCGGAGACUGCCUCACAGGGAGUAGAGUUGGUCACAAGAACACCACAGGAACUAUAUGAAAUAGUCUGUCUCAUUGGGGAGCUGAUGCCCAGCUUACCGAAUGAUGGCGUGUUUUCUGUGGACUCCCUGCUGAGGAAAGGCUGCACAACGAAUACAGACGCCGUCAUAUGGCAGUGGAGGGACGACAGAGGGAUAUGGCACCCUUACUCCCUGAUAGACAGCAGAAUUAUAGAGGCCUCCCAUCAGUCCGGGGAAGAUGAGGUCAGCCUGUCCACUAUGGGUAGGAACUACUCCAUAGAUUUCAACUCGAUGCAGCAGAUCAACGAAGACACGGGGACUUCACGCCCAGUACAGCGAAAACUGAAUCCACUUGCAGCUCACGGCUCUGCCGCAGCCAGCAACAACUGUGGCGUGGUUCGGAGUGAUUCGCGAGCAGAGAUCCUAAAGGAGGACAUGGAUCUUGCCUCCUCAUUCAUCAAGGCCUUGUUUGCAGUGCUGUACGAAGUCUACAGCUCAUCUGCUGGUCCAGCUGUACGCCACAAGUGCCUGCAGGCCAUCCUUAGAAUGGUGUACUACGCCACUCCAGAAUUGCUCAAAGAUGUCCUUCAGAACCAUGCUGUGUCAAGUCAUAUUGCCGCCAUGUUGGCGUCCCAGGACCUCAAAGUGGUGGUGGGAGCCAUGCAGAUGGCUGAAAUCCUGAUGCAGAAGCUGGCUAAUAUAUUUGGCAUUUAUUUUAGGAGAGAGGGCGUAAUGCAUCAAGUGAAGAGACUGGCGGACCCUGCCAACUGGGAGCCCUCCCCCCAGAAGUCCACAGAUUCCGCCAGCACCCCAGUGUCCCAGACCUCCAGGGAGGAACUGAGGGCAGCCGCCACCAGUGUCAGCAGCAGCCUGGGCAGCAGUCUGGAGAAGGUGGACCUGGAUAAUAACUCCACCACACCAAACACUGUGGCAGGGGGAGCCACUGCUGCUACGCCAGAGGCGGCAUUGGAUAGGAGUCCUGGGUCAUCACAGAUGAGGCUGAGUGAUGUGUUAAAGAGAAAGAAGCCCCCAAAGCGGUCAUCACGUAGUUCCCGCAGCAGCAGUAGUGGGAAGACAGAUGAAAGUCCAAGUGCUAUGGAAACUGUGUUUGCCAGACUGGGAGGUGGAGGAGGAGGGGGCAGUAAUAACAGACCCACUCCAUCCAGUAGAGGAAAAACAGGAAAAGACACCAGCAAGUCUGGAGGAGCCACACCAAAGAGUUCCUUUUUAGCCAACCUGAACCCAGCCAGGUGGGGGAGGGCCAGCACCAGUGCCACCCCAGAGAGACCUGUCUCUACAAGGAUCAUUGUCCACCAGCAGGAAACCUUCAUAGUGAAGUCCACCAGCAACCCUAACCUGGUGUCCAACAGGGAGAAGGUGAAGACCUGGAUCAGAGAACAAGCUGCCCGUUUCAUAGAGCAGUACUUCAGUGAUGAGACUCAGGGUAGCAGUCAUCCAGCCAUGGAUAUACUGAAAAGGUUGUCAGUGGCCACAGAACAGCUAGCUAAUCUGGAGGAGGAUGCAGGUCUGGAGUGUCUACAGGUGCUAUCUACUAUCAUGAAGGACAGCGAUGUGUCCCCCUUUGAGAUCAUCCACAGUGGGUUUGUGGGCAAGCUGCUCAAGUAUAUCUCCUUGGCACAUGGAGUGGUGUCCAGGGAAGUGAAGAUUAGGAGAUUUCUACACGUCUUCCUCAACUGUCCACCUCCAGAUGUCACCACUGUCUCCCAGGUUGAGUUCUCAGAAAACCCUCCCUUCUCUCCUCUGAUCAGCAAGUUAGUGGGCUGCCUACACCAGCUAGAGCAGUUCCAGGUCAAAGUUCAUGACCUCCCUGGAGGAGGUACUGGCAACAGCAGAGGAUCCAGUGCUAUCAAAUUCUUCAAUACUCACCAGCUCAAGUGUAACCUAGUUCGCCAUCCAGCCUGCACCAACCUGCGCCAGUGGCGUGGUGGUCCUGUGAAGAUUGACCCCCUGGCGCUAGUACAGGCAAUAGAGAGAUAUCUAGUCAUGAGGGGCUAUGGGAGGAUUAGACCUGAUGCUGAUGACGAAAACAGUGAUGAUGAGAACUCUGAUGACGACUUAGAUGACACCAGGGCGGCAGUGUUUUUAACCCAAGGCACUGGCAGACACAAGCUGGAGUUCCUGAUGGGAGACCGGGUACUGCCCUAUAACUGGACCGUGUACCAGGCUAUUAAACAGUAUGGAUCACUGGAAGGAAGGGACGGCAGUGAGACGGACACUGACACAGAAAAUCCUUUUGGACACGCUGGCAUAUGGGUGCAGACACAUACAAUAUGGUACAGGCCAGCGCCAGAAGAGGACACCAAUGCAUCUCAGCCUACUAGUCCAAAGAAAACCAAGGCAGAGGGGAAGAGUCACAAGGCCUCGCCCAAGGGGAAGAAGGGAGAUGACCUGUGGCUUGGUGGUCAGUGUCCUCCUGUAGUGUUACCCCUGGAUAGAUACCUGUCCCCCAGCCUCCCAGACAGUGUGCUGGUCCAGGACCCGUCCCUGGAGGUGCUGGCCCUGCUCAGAGUGCUACACGCCAUCAAUAUUUAUUGGGGGGCGCUCUAUGAGACCAGCAGUUAUGAUCCCCUAGUGUCCAGUCUGGAGUUCUCCAGUAGUAAACUGAUAGCCAAGGCCAACCGCCAGCUACAGGACCCUCUAGUAAUAAUGACAGGAAACCUCCCCCAGUGGCUGCCUGAGAUUGCUGCAGCAUGCCCUUUCCUCUUCCCCUUUGAUACGAGGCAGAUGUUAUUCUAUGCAACGGCGUUUGAUCGUGAUCGUGCCAUGAUGCGCCUGCAAGACGCCACUCAGGACGCUGCAAACAAUGACACCAGUGAGAGAGUGGCACCUAGAUUAGACAGGAGGAAACGUGUUGUCUCUCGUGAUGAUCUCUUGAAGCAAGCAGAGAAGGUGAUGGAAGAAAUGGGCAAUAGUAAAGCACUGCUGGAAAUACAGUAUGAAAACGAGGUAGGAACUGGUCUAGGUCCCACCCUGGAGUUCUAUUCUUUAGUCUCCAGGGAACUGCGAAGGUCUGACCUAGACAUCUGGCGGGGAGAGGCCACCAAACUUAAAGAUUCUAGUGGUUGUGAUGAAGAGACCCUGUACAUGCAUUCCCCAUGUGGGUUGUUUGUUGCCCCUCUACCAAGAAGUGCCAAAGCUAGUCUGGUGACUAAAGUGAAAAAUAAGUUCAAAUUCCUUGGGAAAUUCAUGGCCAAGGCUCUCAUGGACUCUAGAAUGGUUGAUAUCCCACUGAGCCUGGUGUUCUACAAGUGGCUGCUGAACCAGGAGCAGAGUCUGGAUCACAGGGACUUACAGCACGUGGACACUGUCCUGUACAAGUCAUUCCAACAAAUGCAUCAUAUCGUCCGACAGAAGAAAAGGAUAGAGAGUGAUAAAUCUCAUACUCCAGAGAGCCGCCAGCUGGCCCUGAACAACCUUACCAUAGAUGGCUGCUCUAUAGAGGACCUCAGCCUGGACUUCAUACUGCCGGGGUAUGCCAACAUUGAGCUCAAGAAAGGAGGCAAGGACACUGCGGUCACUCUGGACAAUUUAGAGGAAUAUCUCAAUCUGGUGGUUCACUGGACAUUAGUGGAGGGGGUGUAUAGGCAGUUUGAGGCACUGAGGGAGGGCUUUGAGUCUGUCUUUCCACUGAGGCAUUUACAGAGUUUUUAUCCACAUGAGCUGGAGCAGCUGUUCUGUGGCAGUAGCCAGGAAUUGUGGGAGAUGAAGAGCCUGAUGGAGUGCUGUCGCCCAGACCACGGCUACUCUCAUGACAGCAGGGCCGUGAAAAACCUGUUUGAGAUCCUCAGCUCUUACACCACAGAGGAACAGAGGAGCUUCCUGCAGUUUGUUACUGGCUCUCCAAGGUUACCCGUGGGAGGUUUCAAGAGUCUGUCUCCACCUCUGACAAUCGUCAGGAAGACCUUCGAGCCAAACGAGAGUCCUGACCACUUCCUGCCUUCUGUGAUGACGUGUGUCAACUAUCUCAAGCUACCGGACUAUUCCAGUAUCGAGGUGAUGAGGGAGAAACUGAGGAUAGCUGCUCAGGAGGGACAGCUGUCUUUUCAUCUUUCAUAGCACUGGGUCUGAUAUGGCAGAGUGUAGGCCAUGGCUUUACUGAGGUUUCUUAUUUGCAUCAAAGAAGAACAUAAUGGUUAGAGAGAGAUACGUGGAAUGCAAAUAGCAAGAUCAAAAGGAAAUGGCCUUUUUUGGUUGCUACAUCAAAUGUUGUAUCAUAGUGAAAUGGAUAGUUUUAGCACCAGCAUGGGCAAGAAGGUGAAAAAGCCAAAUUGUCACCCCACAAGAGAAAAGCUUCCGGGUAGAAAUAAACCCAAUUCAAAAGUGCUAGAAGUUUGGAUGUCACUUCGGGGAUUUGGAAUGUUAUUAACUCAAAGUUUGGAUUCGAAAUUCAGUUGGGAUAAUGUGCUACUUAGAACUGGCCAUUAGAGAUGCUAUUCAAGUGUAAGACAGCAUUUGACAUGUGAGCAUCAGAGACCACAGACACAUUGACAUCGAGGCUUUUCCACUGCAAUACAUUGUUCUGCCACACUGGAAGUGGUUUUUCAGAAAUUCCCGUGACAAGGGGAAUUCUGAUUCAGUUCUGUUGCUUAACUUAAGAAUGAAAAGUGACAAGGAAGCUUUUGAUACAAUAAAAGACAAAAAUUUCAGGAUGUUUUAGCCUUUUUAAUUUUACCAUUUAUUUUCAAAACAGGUGAGAAACGUGGAGCAAAUGUGGAACAGAACUGUUAUUUGACCUGUAUGUGCUCUAUUUAAGCUAAAUCGGCUGCAUGAUACACAGCGAGUGAAAACUUGAGCACAGGAUGGACUGUCAAAAUGUACCAGGGUGAAAAAUAGUGCAGAAACAUCUUGUUUGUACUUGUUACAGUAUGCUCUGAACUGUGGUAUUGUUAAAUUUACAUUUUACGUGUCGUGACGGGUCACAUUGAAAAAGGCAAAUAGAGACAAUAUUGUGGAUUUACAAAGGAAAAAAUGAUGUGCCACGAAUCAGGAGUUGGUACACUUGUAAGUCAUGUUGAAAAAGAAGAAAAAAUGGAGAGAGGCCAUGUCAUUUCAUUUUCAAAGCAAAAAAUUUCAACAUGACAUGAAUUUAUUUAGGCCAAAACAUACUGUUAUAUUUAUAUAAAUGUAGAUAACAUUUUGGUGGAGAAUAUAUAAGCCAAGCUGCACCAAAUUUUACUUUGUUAAACAUAUUGUUUAACAUUCUAUAGAUUGUUUUCUAAACUAGGCCAUGUGUUUGAAUUGCAUGGUAAUCCCCCUCCCAAAAAUGUUGCUGUUGUCAGAUCUAUGAAUGUGAGAGAGUAGUUGAGCGAAUGUGGAGAGAGAGAGAGGCUGUAAAUUAUUCAAGACUCUAAAAGAGUUCAAGUUUAAGUGUUAAUAACCUAGUAAUAUUAGAUAAGAAGUGAUGCAUCACUGUUGUGGUACAGGAAGUUCUACCCUUCUUCCUCUGUAACUUUAUACCAGCAUAUUCACUUUCAUUGUCGCGUAAUACUGGUAAGUUUGAAACCAGAAAUGCCAUUUACUCCAAGGAAAAUGUCUUUAGGGGGUUCUUCGAGAGGUCAGAAUAAAAUUGUCCGGAGCAGUUGGUUUAGCUUCCUACAAAAGUGAAUUUAAAUGCUUACCCCUUUUUACAGUUCUAAUCAAACUUAAAUCGUGGGUCGUAUUUACAAAACCACUAGAUUUUUUUCUUCAUUUUUUUUGGUUGUCUGUAAAACAUUUUUGUUUGGGUUUUGAACUUGUGUAUAUUCUUUUUAUAACAGAAAAGGUGUUGAAAUUACAGUGUAUUUAUUUAUGGAGAACUGUAGUAACAAACUACAUUGCUAUUAUAUCUGUCAGUAGUACUUGGUGACAAAGAAGUAACAUUCAUGACUACUUGCAAUAAAUAAAUUGGUUGGUUUUGACAAUACUUAUAGACUUUAUUUUUCUGCACUUCAAUUGUUUACUUUGCAAGAAAACUUGGGAAGAGCCCAGGUCUUAGAUUCCAACCUAAUUAGCCGUGACCUAAUUGUCACUCGAUUUGUAGCAAUCAUCAUUUCAAAGCUUUGUUCAAAGACUGGAAUUGCCUGUACUAAGACUGGAAUUGCCUGUACAGAUAUGAACUGAAGUCCUCAUCAGCCUGUGUUUCAGUCCAGUUUUCUCUAAGCACCAGAAAGGUGUAUUCAAGAUGUUGAUAUGAUUCUAUAUGUGUGCCACAAAGAGAGCACAGGUGAUACUCAAUACUUCAAAUAGUGAACAUGUUUAGAUUUUGCUUUAAAACUUAAUAAGUAACUAAAUAUUGGAAAAUAAAAAUCAAAGGUUGCAAA